Messenger RNA from Didymella exigua CBS 183.55, 617 nucleotides. RefSeq lists its product as uncharacterized. The record is from RefSeq and is a predicted model, not a curated record. Bases 112 to 579 code for a protein of 155 amino acids. NCBI's taxonomy places the organism in Eukaryota, Fungi, Ascomycota, Dothideomycetes, Pleosporales, Didymellaceae. The transcript is spliced from 2 exons.
AUCGUCACCCAACCUGACCCGGACAACCUCUUGCAUGUCUAUGUAUGAACCAACGAACUAUAUCCCUGGAAGGGCCCAGGGAUACCCCGAUGACGAGACCCAGGGUAUGGAAUGGGGGGAUAUGCUUGGUUCAUGGUAGGCGACUCUGGCGAUAAAGAGGAAUCGACUGGUCAAAGGGCUGGCUUUUCCCAAUCAGAGCCUUGCCGUAUCUGCACCACUCAACACUCAUAUGGACAGUGGACGGCACACAUGUGCGUGCGCGGAGAAGAAUUACACAAAGCUGGCGGUGUGCUUGUCAGGAGGCAUGCCAGAUCCCAGCUAUGCUCGCAUAGAGUUGGCGGACGUGACGGAAUACAUCAUACGCAUGCCCAAGGAAUGUCAUUGUCUAUUUCUUCACCUACACUCCCACGCAACAUGCUCAACAUCCAUGCAUGGCGCAGUCGACUAGUGGUCUUCGACUGCGCAGGCGCAGCACAGCAUAGAUACCCACGUUCCAAUCUGCCAUUGCACGAUCGAAGGUUUGCAGAUACGUUAGCUCUCUCCGACUGUUUUGUUUGGCCGAUUGAUCGUGCACGCUAAUUGUUGCAACAUCUUGAUUCUUGACACCAACAUCGCUU